AUGAUCUUAGGCGUGGAUGCAAGGUCUCGCUUGGACCCUCCUGUACCGGAAACCUAUUUUGGAAACUGCGUAGUGGGCCGUGUAGCAGUGGCCGAAACAAAAGGCCUGAUUGGUGAAGAUGGGUUGGUCGUGGCCGUAAAGGCAAUAACUGAGGCCCUGAGGAGCUUGGACGACGGGGUUUUCAAUGGGGCUGAGCUUUGGGAAUUCAUCGACUUUUCGCUGUAUGAUAAGGUAUAUUCAAUUGCGGGUUCACAGCGGUUUGAGGUUUACGGUACUGAUUAUGGAUGGGGAAGGCCGAAGAAGAUCGAGCUCGUUUCGAUAGAUAAGACUGAUGCGGUUUCUCUUAUGGAUAGCAAAAAUGGUGGUGGAGCUAUUGAGGUUGGGUUGGCUUUGAAGAAACCACAAAUGGAGGCUUUUGCCUCUCUAUUUGCCAAAGAUCGAUGUACUUACCUUAUCUGA
Messenger RNA from Rosa chinensis, 459 nucleotides. Its product is annotated as phenolic glucoside malonyltransferase 1. The record is from RefSeq and is a predicted model, not a curated record. Lineage: Eukaryota; Viridiplantae; Streptophyta; Magnoliopsida; Rosales; Rosaceae. The transcript has a single exon. The coding region runs from base 1 to 459 and encodes 152 amino acids.